Molecule: messenger RNA, 1788 nt
Organism: Pogona vitticeps (central bearded dragon)
Lineage: Eukaryota; Metazoa; Chordata; Lepidosauria; Squamata; Agamidae
Source: RefSeq, a predicted model, not a curated record
UGUUCUUUUAUAUUUACAGUUUGUUACAUCUAAAGAUCAUCUUGGCAGUGUAACUGAACAUCAAGCAAAAUGAAUGGCUUUAGUAGUGAAGAAUUCAAUUUUACUUUCCUUGACGAAGGCUUUACUGCAAAGGACAUUGUAGAUCAAAAAAUAAAUGAAGUUUCUUCUUCGGAUGAUAAAGAUGCAUUCUAUAUUGCUGACCUUGGAGAUGUUCUGAAGAAGCAUCUGCGGUGGUACAAAGCCCUCCCUAGAGUGUCUCCUUUUUAUGCUGUUAAAUGUAAUGACAGCAUAGCUGUAGUGAAGAUUCUUGCUGCACUUGGAGCAGGAUUUGAUUGUGCCAGCAAAACUGAAAUACAGCUGGUCCAGAGUGUUGGUGUGCCUCCUGAGCGUAUAAUAUAUGCAAAUCCUUGCAAGCAAGUUUCUCAGAUAAAGCAUGCUGCAAAUAAUGGUGUGCAGAUGAUGACUUUUGAUAGUGAAGUGGAGCUGAUGAAAGUUGCAAGAGCCCAUCCAAAAGCAAAGCUGGUUUUGCGCAUUGCAACAGAUGACUCGAAGGCAGUUUGUCGCCUGAGUGUUAAAUUUGGUGCCACACUAAAAACUAGCAGGUUGUUGCUUGAGCGAGCAAAAGAACUUGAUCUUGACAUCAUUGGAGUCAGUUUCCAUGUUGGAAGUGGCUGUACAGAUCCUGAUACCUUUGUGCAAGCUAUUUCUGAUGCCCGUUGUGUCUUUGAUAUGGGAGCUGAACUUGGUUUCAACAUGAACCUGCUUGAUAUUGGUGGUGGUUUUCCUGGCUCUGAAGAUGCAAAAUUGAAGUUUGAAGAGAUAACAAACGUAAUCAAUCCUGCUUUGGACAAGUAUUUCCCCUCUGAUUCUGGAGUGAGAAUUAUUGCGGAGCCUGGCAGAUACUAUGUUGCAUCAGCUUUUACGUUGGCUGUUAACAUAAUUGCAAAGAAAGUUGUAAUAAAAGAGCAGAGUGGAUCUGAUGAUGAAGAAGAACAGAAUGACAAAACUCUUAUGUACUAUGUAAAUGAUGGUGUAUAUGGGUCUUUUAACUGCAUCCUGUAUGAUCAUGCGCACGUCAAGCCAGUUUUGCAAAAGAGACCUAAGCCGGAUGAGAGAUACUAUUCCUGCAGCAUAUGGGGACCAACCUGUGAUGGCCUAGAUCGCAUAGUUGAACGCUGCAGCAUGCCAGAGUUGCAGGUUGGGGAUUGGAUGUUGUUUGAAAACAUGGGUGCCUACACUGUGGCAGCUGCUUCUACAUUCAAUGGAUUUCAGAGGCCGACAAUACACUACGUAAUGUCAAGGCCAGCAUGGCAGUUGAUGGAGCAGAUAAAGGAGCAAGGUUUCCAAGCCGAAGUGGAAGAGCAGGAUGUCACUUUGCCGCUGUCUUGUGCCUGGGAAAGUGGAAUUGAACACUAUCCAGCAUCUUGUGCUUCAGCUAGCAUUAACGUAUAGAUAUGGAGUUAGAUAACUUGCAGACAUUAGGAAUGGAUUUUUUUUUUAGGGCUCUGGGGACCAUUAACUUAAUUGUUGCUAGAAUUUUUAAACAUUUCAAGAAACUAGAGUGUGUGUAAAAGUAACGGAAUAGUCAGUUAGACAAGGGGGUCACAUUUAUCUAUGUUCGUUCCUAUGGAAACUAUUUGAAUAUUGUUUUAUAUGGAUUUUUAUUCACUUUUCAAGCAAACUGAUCCUUGACUGUCAAGCAAGCAUUUGUAGCUUGUUUAUUUGGCAGGAUGGUCUGGAUGUAGUAUUGUGACCUGAUUGUUUUGCAAUAAAGUAUAUUGAAAUAAA